Thamnophis elegans (Western terrestrial garter snake) is the source of this 6116-nucleotide messenger RNA. RefSeq names its product coiled-coil and C2 domain containing 2A (gene CC2D2A). The transcript is spliced from 35 exons. The record is from RefSeq and is a predicted model, not a curated record. Gene Ontology annotation, cellular component: ciliary transition zone. Gene Ontology annotation, biological process: protein localization to ciliary transition zone; non-motile cilium assembly. Bases 1240 to 5769 code for a protein of 1509 amino acids. NCBI's taxonomy places the organism in Eukaryota, Metazoa, Chordata, Lepidosauria, Squamata, Natricidae.
UAAAGGGCUGCCACAAAAAUGGAGUGAGACUAUUUUCAAAAGCACCAGAAGACAAGACAUCUGUAUCCAACAAUGGAUACAAAUUAACUAAAAAAAUAGAAGUAACCUAAAAAGAAGAAGAAAUUUCCUGACUGUCAGAAAAAUCAACCAGUGGAACCCCUUGCCUUUAGAAUUUGUAGGCUCUCCAUUCCUGGAGGCUUUUAAUAAGAGACUAGACAGCCCGUUGUCUAAAACGAUAAGGGGGUUGGACUUGGCGACCUCCAAGAUCGCUUCCAAUUCUGUUAUUCUAUUCUAUUCUGAUCGCCUACGCUAGGCCUAUCCAACCAUGCAUGCAGCCCUCGACAGCUAAUAAUGCAGCCCUACAACAUAAUAAUAAAUACAAAAAACACUGAGCCUUCCUGCAAAGAAAGUUUAUUUAUGUAUAUUAACUAUAGUAUAUAGUUGCAUUGUAUAUAUUUUAUAUACAACCCAAGACAAUUCUUAACUCAAUGAACACCAAAAUGUCGGACAGCUGCAAUCUAUACUUCGCAGGCUCAAACCUCCUCGGCGCUUGUUUGGAGAAGCCAGCGGAAAAAUCCUAGGAGUGAAUAACAGGGACCGUCGCGGUAGACGAACCUCUGCGUAGCGCUGCCCGGGACGCGUUUGCAGGAGCGCUCCCCGGUGCUCCCCCCACCGCCUUUUCCAACGCGCUAAGGUUCCUUCCAGACGCGAGGCGUCCCUCGGGGACAGGCGAAGGGCCUGCCGAACAGGGCGCUCCACAGCCGGGAGACCUCCUUCGACUUCCACAAGCCCCAAGGGACGCAGUCUCCAGCGCCCUUCCACCGUGCCAACUCGAGCUUACCGUCCCCACCUUCUCCGGCCAGUCCCUUGUUGCAAGCAGCACCGCCUCUCUCCUUUGCGCGCAGCCGCAGCAAGGCGGAAUUCGUCCGACCCUGCCCUGGCGGGAUGUCUCUGCUUCCCAAGCGGUAUCCCAGAGACGACGGCGGCGGGUGUAACUGGGCGAGGGCGCAGACUAGAAGGAAGGGCUACCAUUUGGCCGGCCGCUGUUGAACCUUCCUGUAGGUACUGUGCGUGUUCUAGGUCAGCCGGCUUCACGCUCUGGCUCGGCGGCAAAAGAAAAUCAUAUGGGAUAAAUAAAGCAAGCAAAUACUUCAAGUGAGUUGUAUCAGGAAAAAGAACAUGUGGAAAAACAGGGUCUAGAAAGCAGAAAACGCUUUGGAAGACUGAUCCUUCCUCAGAAUGAGCAGUCCUUUGUCAUCCUCCAGUUUGCUUCCAGGUCCAUCUACCUCGGGGACACAGUUAGCAGAGACUUCUGUGCGAGAACGCGUGAGAGAGAAACUGAAGACUGCACGAAUAGGUGAUCAUUUGUUGAGUGCAGUACAAAGAAAAGAAGGCAAGUUAUCUACAAGAGUGAAGUUUCGCGAUGUUGUUAGAAGAGGCAAACAAAAACCACAGAUUCAGAUACAUUAUCCUUCUCCUGAAGAAGCCUAUAAUUUCUUUACUUUCAAUUUUGGUCCUGAGGAAGAGAAUGUAGGGGAUAAUGGUGAAAACAAUGAAAAGAAUGCAUCAGAUCUAGAUGACAAGAAAUCUACACUCAGCAAUCAGGAAGAAGAAGAAGGAUAUGAAAUGGAUGAAGAGGAACAUCUUUUCCAUGAUAAAGAUAAUGAUGGCGUACUUGUUAUUGAACAGACAUGUCAAGAUUUCUUAGAAAUUAGACCUGCAGAAUAUGAAAGCUAUUCUGGAAGGGUUCAGAAAGAGAAAGAUACUUUAUUUAUUCCCAGUAUGUUAAGAGUACCUCCCUCUCUGAAGAUGCCUGAAAAUAUGCAACCACGGUUUCUUGAGGAUGAAGGUUUCUACAUAGGAGAACGUCCUGUUGUAUCAUUAUCCAACCAGAACAUCAUGGAGAAUAGGAUACUCAAGCAGGAACAGGGGAAAAAGUGGUUUGGAGAUGAUGGUCAAAUUUUAGCCUUGCCCAAUCCAGUUAAACAAUCCCUUACUAGACCUCCAUCGUUUCUUACAAAGGGAGACCAAGAUACGGACCUUGUGAUCUUUUAUAAAAAGGCUCUAAAAAUGAGACUUGCCAACCAGUACAUUGUUGAAAAUGAUGAUCUACAAAGUUGCUUUCAGUUGGAUAUUGACAUUUCAGGAUUAAUAUUCACACAUCAUCCUUGCUUUAGCCGUGAACAUGUUCUGGCAGCAAAACUGGCUCAGUUAUUCGAUCAAUAUCUUUCCGGGAAACAGAGAAAUGUUACUAAACUCCUUACAGAUAAGCUUCAUGCUCUCAGAAAUGCUUUACAAAAUAUUUUGGAUACUACUGAAAGUGGAAUUCCAAACUUAGUAGUCCAACAAAGCGUAACUGAUUAUAAGCUUGAAAUAAGGAAAACAAGAAGACUUCGCGAUAAUGAACAAGAAAAAGAUCGAACCUUGCUGAAAGCCAUGAUUAAAGUCUGGAAAGAAAUAAAAUCCAUGCGUGAUUUUCAGAAGUUUAUUAACACACCCCUGAAGCUCUUCAUGAGAAAGGAAGAAGUUGACCUGAAGUUGGAUGAGAAGGCCUAUGAGGCAGAAAUUCAGGCUGAAAUAGCUGAAUUACUAGAAGAAAAUAGUGAACAGUAUGAAAAGAAAAUGGACGAAUAUAAAACUGAACUUCGGGCAUGGAAAACAUGGAAGAAAGCACAGAAAAACCAAAAGAAACAAAAGAAGAAAUCAAGUCAACACUUGGAAGAUGAAGAAUCUGAGCAAAUGGAGGAACCUUUGAAACCUCUUCCACCUCCCCCAAUUGACCAACAGCAGGUGGAGUUGCAAGUUCGCAGAAAAGCUGCUGAGAACAGAAGGCAGCCUGGAGAACCCAUUCUAAUCCCUGAAUUAAGCUUGGUGGGGAGCAUCACUCCGAAUGAGGCUUGUCCUAGAACUGAAGUUGCAAGACGUGAAGAUGUGAAGAAAAGGUCUAUCUUCUUAAAAAUUCUUUUGAAUUCCAAAGAGGUGUCUAGAACAGUUUCUCGACAGAUGAGCUCAGACUUUAGAAUUCAUGUUGGACAGAUUUUUAAUGUGCAAAUAUUCAACUGGCCAGAGAGUUUAAAAUUGCAGGUUUAUGAAACAAUUGGACAUGGCAGUGCUAACUUGUUAAUGGAAGUAUUUGUGCCCAUCCCGGAGACGACUGUCCUGACAGGAAGAGCUCCAAUCGAAGAAAUUGAAUUCAGCAGUGACCAGUGUGUAACACUGGACCAUGAAGGAGUGGGCAGUGGGGUUCCAUUUUCAUUUGAAGCAGAUGGUAGUAAUAAUAUGAUUUUAAUGACUUCUGGUAAAGUGUCAUGCAGUGUGUCCUGGGCUGUUGGAGCAAAUGGGAUACCACUGGUUCCUCCGGUGUCACAGAAGAACUCUGCUCUUUCAAGGUCCUUAAAAAAAGUGGAUGCUAUUACAUCAAUUGGCACAUCUGGAUUAACUGACAUGAAGAAAUUAGCCAAGUGGGUGACUGAAACAAAACUUGAUCCUAACGAUCCAAGCAACGCAGCCCUGAUGCAGUUUUUAAAAAUUACUCCAUGUGGUGAUUCUUCCAUCCCAGAUUUCCUUCGACUGGAGCAAUUGCAGCAAGAAUUUAAUUUUGUUUCUGAUGAGGAAUUUAAUAUGUCCAAAAGAUUUUGGCUUCUUGAGCUCAGAAAGAAUGAAGUAGCUGAAUUUCAAAAUUAUAAAUUUGUUCCUUUAUUGGAAAGAGAGAUCAGUGAAAAAGUUUUGCAGGACUAUGAGAAAAGAUUGCAGAAGAAGGAUGCCAUUGAUACUAAGGAUUAUUCAGAUGACCACAGAGCAAUUGUUGCAAAGUACAUGGAAAAGGUUAGGGAGUCAGUAAUUAAUCGUUUCCUGAUCGCAAAGCACCAUUUUGUUAUUUCUGACUUGGUCAAUGAAGAUGAAAUCCCUACUAUUGGCGUUUUGAGUGGCAGCCUGUUUAAACUGGCCGAAUCAAAGCGACCCUUAAAGCCAAGGCGAAAAGAGAGGAAGAAAGUAAUGGCACAGAAUCUCUCAGAUGGUGAUAUAAAACUCUUGGUUAAUGUUGUUAGAGCGUUUGAGCUUCCUGUUAGGAAGUCUGCUGGGAGCAAACUUCAGCAGCCAUCUAAAUCAUCGUGGGCUUACAAUGAGAUGUUUGUUGCUCCUGCAACUCCACACAGCCCCAACCACAGUAUGGACUGGACAUUUAGCCAGGUUUCAGUUCGGCCUUUUGUAGAGGUUUCUUUCCAGCGAACAGUUUGUCGGACGACCACCGCAGAAGGAUCAAAUCCAAACUGGAGUGAAGAAUUGGAACUUCCAUUUAGAGCUCCUAACAGUGACUAUAGCAUCUCUAGUCUGCAGUCAGUGAAGGAUGACAUCUUCAUUAACAUCUUUGAUGAAGUACUGUAUGAUAUCUUAGAGGAUGACCGUGAAAGAGAAGUUGGUGGAGUCCAUACCUGUAUGGAAAAGCGUUGGCUUGGAUUGGUUCGGAUACCAUUUACAACAGUAUAUUUUCAAGGAAGAAUUGAUGGCACAUUUAAGAUUGAUACUCCUCCUGUUCUUCUUGGCUAUAGCAAAGGGAAAAAUGUGGAAAACGACAGAAAAUAUGAUUCCGUACAGCAACUCAGUGAUGGUUCCUACCUUUCAUUGUUCAUUACAAUUGAACCUCAACUCAUUCCUGGAGAAUCAAUUCAAGAAAGGCUUGACACUCAAGAAGAUGAGAAGCUUCUUCAAGCAGCUGAAAGAUAUAAAGCUGAUUGUGCCUUGAAAUUUCCAGAUCGCCAAUGCCUGGUCACUGUAAUUGACAUCAGUGGAAAAACACUCUUUGUUACGAGAUUCAUCAGAGCGCUCAACCCCCCAGACGAGCUCCUACGAGUUCAUCCAGACAGUCCACAGCAAACCUCCGAAUUAGUUGCCCGAUACGUAUCCUUGAUUCCUUUUUUACCCGAUAUGGUAUCAUUUGCUGGAAUUUGUGAUCUGUGGAGUACUUCUGAUCAGUUCCUUGAUCUUUUGGCUGGAGACGAAGAAGAACAUGCUGUGCUAUUGUGUAAUUAUUUUCUUGCUCUUGGCAAAAAGGCCUGGCUUCUAAUUGGGAAUGCUGUUCCGGAGGGACCAACAGCUUAUGUGCUAACUUGGGAACGAAACCAGUAUGUGAUUUGGAAUCCAAGUCGUGGGCAUUUUUAUGGACAAUAUGAUGCGUUCUGUCCAUUGAAAAGGGUCAGCUGUUUGAUUUCUGCAGACAAUGUUUGGUUUAAUAUUCAACAGUAUGAUUCCCCACCAAGAAUAAAUUUCGAUGUCAAUAAAACCAAAUUUUGGAAACCUUUCUUUUCUAGAAGUUUACCAUUCCCUGGUCUCUCCAGUGUUCAGCCUGAAGAACUUUUCUACCAAAAUGCGGACAAGGCUGUCGCACUACAUUUACAGAACAGGCUUGAGAAGAUAUUAAAAGAAAAAAUCAUGGAAUGGCGGCCAAACCACUUGACACGUUGGAACAGAUAUUGUACCUCUGCACUCCGGCAGUUCUUGCCUCUGUUAGAGAAACAUCAAGGCAAAGAGGUAGAAGAAGAUCAUCAGGCAGAAUUACAAAAACAACUUGGAGACUACAAGAUCUCCGGAUUUCCCAUCCACUUGCCAUUUUCAGAUGUUGCAUCUAUUGUUGAGGCUACAUAUAGUACGGGAGUUCAUAAAACUGAAAUUCCAAACACAGAAUUUGCACUGGCUGUGUAUGUUCAUGCUUACCCCAAACACAUUCUUUCUGUGUGGAUUUAUGUGGCUUCAUUAGUUCAUAAUCGAUAGGACUCUAGAGAAACAGAUUGGCUUCCAUCGUUUCCAGGAGAUUCCAAUAGUUGCCGCUGUUCAAGAAAUUUCUUGCCUGAGCCCAUAGUAGAGUUAAAGUUUGUGUACAGAAACAUCUUUGUGGUGGCAUCCCAGGGGUUUUGGUGCCGAAGUCCAAGGGCUACUAACACUAUCAAGGAGGCUGGCAAGAAUGAGCAACCAGACGUUGAAAGCCAUUGGUACUGCGCGUGCUUAGUCAACCAUAUCCUUCUGUAUUUCCUGUCACAUCAAAGCAGAAACACCCUCAUCUCAGAUUUCAGCUUGUCCAGAAUGAGGCCGCGCGAGCGAUCGUGGGUGCGCCUCGUUUC